Homarus americanus (American lobster) is the source of this 279-nucleotide messenger RNA. Its product is annotated as serine/threonine-protein kinase OSR1-like. The record is from RefSeq and is a predicted model, not a curated record. Bases 11 to 247 code for a protein of 78 amino acids. Lineage: Eukaryota; Metazoa; Arthropoda; Malacostraca; Decapoda; Nephropidae. Gene Ontology annotation, biological process: protein phosphorylation. Gene Ontology annotation, molecular function: ATP binding; protein kinase activity. The transcript is spliced from 2 exons.
AAUUCAAGCCAUGUCAUUAUGUCACCACGAGAAUGUUGUGACAUACUACACCUCCUUUGUGGUGAAGAGGCUGUGGCUGGUCCUUAAGCUGCUGGGUGGAGGCUCACUGCUGGACAUCAUCAAACACAGAAUGAAAACAUCAGACUGUAAGCACGGUGUGUUUGACGAAGCAGUGAUCGCUACAGCACUACGCGAGGUACUGAAGGGCCUUGAAUACUUCCACAAUAAUGGUCAGAUACACAGGUAACUUAACCACUUAUUAAGUACACUGUUGUACAG